Molecule: messenger RNA, 1337 nt
Organism: Seminavis robusta
Lineage: Eukaryota; Bacillariophyta; Bacillariophyceae; Naviculales; Naviculaceae
Source: the annotation of a GenBank genome assembly
CAGACGUCUUCUUCCCCCUCAAACUCAACACUCCUCAUCAGGUCUUCAUCUCACUCAUUAUCUCCAACAAGAAGUCAAGCCACUCAAUUGUUGGCUUGUUGUGAUCUUCGUAGCUGUCUUCAUCAUGGUCGCUGGCAAUAUCAACACUCUCUUGGCCGUUGCCUCGAGCAACAAGGCAUACAACAGGAUCCGAAGCACAGGUCUCUAUUUCACCACUCAGAAUGCCUUCAAGGCACCUCCUGCACAAGCCUAUGUGAAACAAUUGUUUGACGAAGCACCCCAGGCGAGGAAUGACGUGGAGGGCAAGUUAGCCAUCGUGACGGGUGUCACUGUUGGUGGAGCUGGGUACCAUAUGGCUGAAGAAUUGGCUUUGCAGGCUGGUAUGGAUUGCAUUAUUAUGGGCCGAAAUGAGAAGAAGCUCAAGGCAGCCGUUGCUUCCAUCAAAGAAGAAGCCGAAAAGCGUCAGGCCGGAGCACCCACUAUGUACGAGAUCAAGUAUGAUCUAGACAGCCUAGAGUCUGCAACACAAGCUGCGAUGGAAGCUAUCAAGAUUGCCACUGAAAAAUACGAUGGCAAGUUGCAUGUGCUCAUGAACAAUGCCGGUGCUUUCUAUCCCACUUACGGUGUUACCAAAGAGGGUGUUGAGUCAAACACGGGGCGAAACUUUUUGGCCCCUCAUGUUUUGACUGAAAAACUCCUUCCAGCACUUCGCAAGGCAGCUACAAGCACCUAUAAACCCAGGGUGGUGCAUGUUGCCAGUCUAGCUCAUUGUUGCGGACAGGAUUUUGACCCAAAGCGCCUUGUGGAGGCACCUGCGGAAGGAGGCGCUCCUUCUGGGAUUUUUGAGGAAACAGAAGAGAAGAAGUUAGAUUAUUCCAAGGCGACAGGUGCCCUGGCAAGUGCCAUGCAGUACGGCCGUGCCAAGAUGGCUGUCCUGGCAGAAUGCAUCGAAUUGGCCAAGCGAGAGUCGACGCUGGCGGUUGUAGCUUUGCAUCCUGGAUCAAUCAAUUCAAACUUUGGGGCCGGCAUGGGUGUAGGAGCUUGGAUCUACUACAAUGUGUUUGGUCCCUUUCAGUUUUCGCCGAGUCAAGGUGCUCGGGCAGCCCUUCGUGGAUGCCUGGAUCCUGAUCUAAACACGGGUGCCUUGCCUUCCGGUAGUUAUCUGCAUUCGGAUGGCAACCCUUGGGUUCCAGAAGAACCGACCACACUCAACCCGGCCACUGGCAAAGUCUAUACAAUGGAUGACUACGCCAAGGCGACAUUUGAUGCAGCAGAGGAUUUGGUCGCCAAGAUUUCUUCAAAACAGUAAAAAGUAUAGUGUCUAGCUUUAUCAUGCG